AUCCUCCUAUCAAUAUUUCUGGUACGGUGAUGGACUAAAAGAUUGGUCUUCUCUCCACCAUUAAGUAUUCUAAACAAAGAUGGAUUCCGGCAAUGGUGUUUAUGAAGUUUAAAGCUUUUAGAGGUUCAUGAACUAAUACAUGAUCCUCAAUAGCAUAAGCCAUUAGCCCAUUACAGUAUUUCCAACAGCAGAGCUCCUUCAAUUCAAAGCAUUGAUGGCUAUAUGAAUGAAGGUCAUUUGUUCUUCCACCUACAUCCUGUAAGCAUACAUUGAUGGAAGUGAAAAGGGAAAGUGAAGAAUUUAUAAAGGGAGAAACUUGCCUUUUCGGGUUUUUUCCCAAAAUUCCCAAAUCCAAUAAUGUUGUUUACAUAAUAAUCGGUUCAUAUAACUAAAUAAAAAACUUAAAAAUACAUCGUAAAAACAGGAUAAAAUGUGUAGUAGUAGAUGUCGGGGAGAGAUGGUGCCCACGUCAUUAAAGGGUGACAUAAUAGCUUCUCUCUUACUUGUCAGCUGCAAAGUUGAAGCCUUGAUUGAAUUUACAAUGCCCUUUCAACGAACUCCUUAUUUCAAGGACAAGAAUUCUGGGGCAAAGGCAUGGGUUUGUUUCGUAAACUCUUUUACAAGAAGCCACCUGAUGGCCUUCUGGAGAUCUGUGAACGUGUUCAUGUUUUUGAUUGCUGCUUCACUAUUGAUGCUUGGGAAGAAGAAAACUACAAAGUCCAUGUAAAUGGAAUAGUUAAUAAUCUUCACGGUCACUUCCCGGACGCUUCAUUCUUGGUCUUUAAUUUCCGCGAAGGAGAAAGCAAAAGCUAUAUGGCCGAAUUACUAUCCGAGUACGAUAUGACAAUAAUGGAUUACCCUUGUCAGUAUGAAGGGUGUCCAUUAAUCGCAAUGGAGGUGCUCCACCAUUUCUUGAGAUCAUGCGAAAGUUGGCUUUCGCUUGAUCAGAACAAUUUGUUACUAAUGCAUUGCGAGCGGGGUGGUUGGCCGGUUUUGGCUUUCAUGUUGGCUGCAUUGCUUAUAUAUAGGAAGCAGUAUAGCGGCGAGCAGAAGACAUUGGACAUGAUAUACAAGCAAGCUCCGAGUGAGCGUUUGCAGUUGCUGUCAUCCCUGAAUCCAGUGCCUUCACAAUUGAGGUAUCUGCAGUAUGUCUCAAGGAGGAAUGUGGCUGCUGCGUGGCCUCCUUUGGACCGAGCUCUAACCUUGGAUUGUGUAAUUCUUAGACAAAUUCCAAACGUUGAUGGAGAGGGAGGUUGCCGUCCUGUAUUUAGAAUAUUUGGACAGGAUCCUUUUCUUGUUGCUGAUAAAGUUCCAAAACUUUUGUACUCAACCCCCAAAAGAAGCAAAUAUGUCCGGUAUUAUAAGCAGAAAGAGUGUGCGCUUGUUAAAAUUGACAUAAAUUGCCAUGUUCAAGGUGAUAUUGUGGUUGAGUGUGUCAACUUGAGUGAGAAGGAAAGAGAGAAGAUGAUAUUCAGGGUUGUGUUUAACUCAGCUUUUAUUAGAUCAAACAUUUUGAUGCUCAAUCGUGAUGAAAUUGAUGUAUUGUGGGAUGCUAAGGAUCAGUUUCCAAAAGAAUUUAGAGCUGAGAUUCUUUUUUCGGAAAUGGAUGCUGCUGCUUCCAUUACUUCCAUGGAUAAUUUUUGCUUUGAAGAGAAAGAAGGACUUCCUAUAGAAGCAUUUGCCAAAGUUCAAGAAAUGUUUAGUAAUGUUGACUGGUUGGAUCCCAGGUCAGAUGCUGCAUAUAAUAUGCUUCAACAAAUGGGUGCAUCAUCCCAAGAAAAGUCCGACAGUGAGCGGAAUAGCAGUGUUGACAGCCCUCGGUUUGGGAGAUUAAGUCCUAGAAAGCUUUCGGAUGAAAAAAAACUGUCAUCAUUACCAGGUAGCCCGAGGAGUCCGACAACUAUGGGUCUGAAGACUCUGGUUUCAGCACCCUCAGAAAAGUCAUCUCUUGAUUCUGAAGCACAUAAGGAGGCUAAGCCCCAGGACUCUCAAAUUGCAUCAUCCAGUCAACCUGAUGCCCCACAGUCUGCUGAGAUAGCCAAAGAUCAGCCUUCAGAGGUUUCCACUUCUAUGUCCUCUCCAGCUUCGGCAGCAGCUUCAACCGUGACAGCUCCUUUAGCACUGGCUGGCAAGGAGGACCAAGUGAUCCCUACUAAAUCUCCACUUUCUAAAACAUCACCUGCCAAGGAGGACCCUGAGGUUAGAGUGAUCUCUCCCGCUACAUCUCCACCUCCAACCCUACCUGUUAAAGAGAAUCAAACUAUCAACGACAUAACUACAGAAGCAUCGGCAUCUUUGGAGGAAAGUUUAGCUCAGAGAGCAACAACUCCAGCAGCACGAACACCUUCUCCUGCAUCUCCCUUGAGUAAAACUGAAGUUGGUAAAGAUGGACCUCCUGCAGUUCCUCCUCCAUCACCGGUUAUAGCUGAGUCUCCUGUUGCUGCCCCUUCACCUCCUCAAGUUUCAGCUUUUAAGGAAGAUGUAGCUUCUACGGCUGCUCCUCCUUCUCAUCCAUCACCUCCUCCUCAUUCCAAGCAAGAAGCAAGUCCAGCUGCUUCAUCAUUAGUACCCCCAACCCCGCCGCCGCCACCACCAACCCCAACUGAUGUAUCAUCAGCAAACCAAGCAGCACCCCCACUCUCACCCUCACCCUCACCCUCAACUGGUUCAUCAUCAGCACCCCCACCCCCACCACCGCCACCCACUACUGGUUCAUCAUCAGCACCCCCACCCCCACCACCCCCACUCACAACUGGUUCAUCAUCAGCACCCCCGCCACCCCCUGCUCCUUUUGGUAAGAAGACGGGUGGUGGACCUUCAGCUCCUGCACCACCACCUUUGCUUUCUUCUGCAAAUUCAAAGAACAGACUUCUUUCACGUUCUAGUAAUUCAAAGAAUGACAAGAAACUAAAACCAUUGCAUUGGUUGAAGUUAUCCAGAGCUGUGCAGGGAAGCCUAUGGGCUGAAGCACAAAAAACGGGUGAAGCUUCCAAGACUCCUGAGAUUGACAUAUCAGAGCUAGAGAAUCUAUUCUCAGCAGCUGCUCCUAAUACGGAUCGUGGUAAUAAACAAGGUUCACGUACAGCAAAAGGACCAAAAACUGAAAUAGUGCAACUGAUUGACCACAGACGUGCAUAUAAUUGUGAAAUCAUGCUUUCAAAAGUGAAAGUGCCCUUGCCUGAGUUAAUGAGUUCGGUUCUCGCCUUGGAGGAAUCAGCAUUAGAUGUUGACCAGGUUGACAACCUCAUAAAAUUUUGUCCUACCAAAGAGGAGAUGGAACUACUGAAGGGCUACACUGGAGACAAAGAUAAGUUGGGAAAAUGUGAACAGUUCUUCUUGGAGCUAAUGAAAGUCCCGAGAGUGGAAUCCAAGCUCAGGGUAUUCUCUUUUAAGAUUCAGUUUCGCUCCCAGGUUUCUGACCUUAGGCACAGCCUCAACAUUGUAAACUCUACAGCAGAGGAGAUCAGAAAUUCUGUCAAAUUGAAGAGAAUAAUGCAGACAAUUCUUUCGUUAGGAAAUGCUUUGAAUCAAGGAACCGCAAGAGGUUCUGCCAUCGGAUUUAAGUUGGACAGCCUUCUUAAACUAACAGAUACACGUGCACGGAACAACAGGAUGACUCUAAUGCAUUACCUUUGUAAGGUGCUUGCUGAUAAGCUUCCAGUUGUACUUGAUUUUUCGAAAGAUGUUUCGAGUUUAGAACCAGCAGCAAAGAUACAACUGAAAUUUUUGGCAGAGGAAAUGCAAGCCAUAAGCAAAGGAUUGGAGAAAGUUGUUCAGGAACUGUCGAGUUCCGAAAAUGAUGGACCUGUGUCAGAUAGCUUUCGUGAGAAAUUAAAAGAGUUCCUUUGUUUUGCCGAAGCCGAAGUGAGAUCCCUGGCUUCAUUAUAUUCCGGGGUGGGUAGAAACGUGGAUGCAUUGAUUCUUUAUUUCGGAGAAGAUCCAGCUCGAUGUUCCUUCGAACAAGUUACUUCAACUCUACUAAAUUUUGUGAGGAUGUUUAACAAAGCUCACGACGAGAACUGCAAGCAGCUUGAACAAGAAAUGAAAAAAUCGGCGGAAAAUGACAAGUCGAAGAUGCAGGAUGAAUCGAAAAACAUAUUACAAACUUCUAUCAAAAGCAACAAUGUCAAAUGAUUCAAACAUCAGCAAACUGCCUUCUCUUCCCGAGAGACGGUAGGGGCAACCGAACAAUGACGGUGUAGGAAUUCUUGUCGAGAACCGAUACAUCAUCAAACAAAAGUGAAAUGUAAAUAUCAAAAGUGCUGCAUUUCACCACGAACUCGAUGCUUCUCUAAGGCAAGCCUUAUACUAACACAUACCGAUCCAUUUUUCCGCCAUUUCCCGAGUUUUGAUUACCUUAAUACUAAUCACUGACUUAGGUCUUUUUAUCAUUUUCUUUUUGUUGUUGAAGCAGAGAUGGGGAGUUAAAGUUAAACUACUCAGUUACUAUAGAUCAACUUGUAAACUAAUCCACUCAAAGAACUAGUAAGUAGUUUUUCAAGAAAGAUUCUGGGGAUUGUGAAUCUCAUUUUUCGUUUCCCUGAUCAAAAAAUUUUGUUUAUUAUUCUAUUCUUUUUAAUUUUAUUUCUUAUGAACUUAACAAAUAAUUGUAGAAACUCUAUAUGAUUAUUAUCUGCCAUAUUUAUUGAUGGGGCUCUUACAAAUA
Molecule: messenger RNA, 4666 nt
Organism: Gossypium raimondii (Peruvian cotton)
Lineage: Eukaryota; Viridiplantae; Streptophyta; Magnoliopsida; Malvales; Malvaceae
Product: formin-like protein 13
Exons: 18
Coding region: 595-4134 (1179 amino acids)
Source: RefSeq, a predicted model, not a curated record